Messenger RNA from Hipposideros armiger (great roundleaf bat), 1578 nucleotides. Its product is annotated as serine/arginine repetitive matrix protein 1-like. The record is from RefSeq and is a predicted model, not a curated record. The transcript is spliced from 3 exons. Bases 1 to 1578 code for a protein of 525 amino acids. NCBI's taxonomy places the organism in Eukaryota, Metazoa, Chordata, Mammalia, Chiroptera, Hipposideridae.
AUGCGGUUCCUGCCGCAGGUCCCAGAGUCCGCAAGCGCCGGCUGGGGCCUGGGGAGUAGGGGCUCCCCCCGAACUCCGUGCGCUCCGGCGCGGCAACCGGUGCACCGACUCUCCCAAGCGCAACAUGGGGAACUGACCCGCGAAGCCCUGGUGACCCAGGUGGCCAGGAGACUGGGAAAAAGGAAGCUCUCCCCCGGACCCCGGACAUCCCAGAAAGCGGAGACGUUAGACCCAGUGACUUUGGGCAACCAAAGCCUCGGACCUGGGGCCAAAGUUGGGCAUGAGUUACCUUACCAGUUGCAGCAAAAGAUGCCAAGAGUCUGGAAAACCAGAAGAAGCGACUGCACUGGACCACGAACCGCCUGGGCUGCUGCGCCCCCUUUCCGGAGCCCCACCCUCCCGAGCAGCAAUGGCCCGGAGGUCGAACACGUUUCCUGCCAGGAGGACGGCUGGGAACUGCUCCCCUGCCCGUCGACCACAGCCACCCUGUCCCCACCCUCUCCUGGCGGACACCUCCGGGGCCCCGCCUUCCGAAGCCGGGGCGUGUGUGACAGGCCCUCCAGGGAAGCCACGUCCCCCCUUGGAGAUCACUGGCCCAGCGCCUCUCCCUGCGCGAGGCACAGAUGCGCGGCUCUCACACCCGGGCCGGGAAGAAGAUCGGGGGGAAACCGUAUGGCAGCCUCGAACCCGUCAGAGGAGUUUGGGUCCUCCGCAACUACACGGAUUCCGAGACCCCCCUCCUCUUUCCUCGUUCCUGGCAUGCUCUCGCGUCGCCUGGGGGAGCUGAACUCAGGUUCCGAGGAAAGUGCACGCCGAAGUUGCUUCCAUCUGCGAAGGCGCUCGGGAGCCGCAGAGGAGUCCGCCCCCGCCGCAGCCCACGCCCCGUCUCCCCGGGGCUGUGGGCACGUUCCCCAGCCCCGGGCUUCAAUAAUGCAUGGACUUACCUGCUCCCGUGACCCGCGGGCCGCCUCGCCUCCCAGCCGCCGCCGCCGCGUCCCCAGCGGCCAAGGGCUCCGGUCUGGAUGUUUGGGUCGUAGAAACCGCGGGGGGGGGGGCUGGACUGUGCGAGCAAAUGGCCCAAAAGAAGGGGGCAGUGCGCUCCCGGUGAUUCCCCAAUCGGCUUCGGGAGCCGGAGGCUCCUCCUCGCCCCGCGGCGGGAGAAAGCCCGCGGCAGGCUGCGGCCGCCCGCUGCCCGCCUCCGAGGCGCGGCGACUCCACAACUUUGUGCGCCAGCCGCCCGCCGGCCGCCCCGCCCCCCCGCGGCCCGGCCCCUUUGUUGGGGCGCAGCGCCGGAGGCAGAGGCUGGGGGGCGCAGGACCGCUCCGCGGCGCGCUGCCGUCCCCCCGGGAACCGGCUCGCGGCCCGCACCCGGGGGCCCGCUCUUUCGAGGACGAGGAGGCCGCGCAGGUCCGGUCCGCCGGCCCGCGCCGCUCCAGCGCUCCGGCUCCCCCUCGCCGCCGCCGCCCCCCAACUUUGUUCCGGGAGAGAAGCCCCUCUCCGCUCCCGGCGCGGCCCCCGCCCGGCCCGAGCCGCCACCGCCGGCUGGGCUCCGGGAACGUGGCGCUCCGGGUCACCUGA